UACAACACCAAGCUCCCAACAGUGCAGCGGCGAUCCUAUGCGCCAUACUGGAACCUCAUCAAUUUCCAAGGAGUGAGCAGAGUUUGACCUCUGUCGGCACUUCUGAUCUCACUGUUCAUACGCAAACAACACCGGAAGAAAAUGUAAAUGUUUCAUAAGAACACGAUUUCUGGAAAACACAUCUCAUACCAUUUACAUGCUGACAAGUCACUUCGGAGUUCACCUCUAGGAAUAUUCCACACUGCGAUAUCAUGAAUGUGGAGGAGGAACACCAGUUUCGAAGAACGAUCGGCAGAUGGCGCUUCACUGCCGUCGUAUUUAUACUGAUUUCAUUGGUACUUUCAAUAUUCCUUGUUGCCAUGGCGAUAUUCACCCACAGGACGCCGACCACGGUCCCUAUGGAUGUUUGUGGUGACCCUGACACGAAAGAUAUUGACGUCACUGAAGCAGACGACCCCGGUAUCUUCGAUGAUCUUACUAGUAAAGAACUCGCCUCUAUUCAGAAGUACAUAUAUUCCGUGCAGGAACUCAACCUUUCGCAGCCCUCUGGGGCAGGACUGGCCAGGAGCGUCGUCCACUCAGUAGAGCUGCACAUUCCUAACAAAGAGUAUGUAUUACGAUAUUUAGACGAGAAUGCGGCCAAACCCGAAAGAGAAGCAUUAGUGCUUAUAUUCAGGGGAGAUAAAUCACCUCCAGUUGUCGAGGAAUAUAUCGUCGGAGCACUUCCCAUUCCAUCCUAUGUAGGACUUCGCGAUUCCCCGAACAGGCCAAAUCCGAUACCCUUCAGUCAGAGACCCAUGGGCAGCAAUGAAUACUCUGUCAUAUAUGGUCAAAUGUUUCCUAAACUCGGAUAUAAGCUGAAGAAGGUUUUAGAAGAGAGCUACGGGGCAGGGCUUCACUUUCCUGAAUGCGGUGAGAAGUGUCUCAGCUACUACCCUGUUCCUGUUGGGUCAGGAGUUGUAGGAGCAGACGACAGGAAGGUCUGGAUCGUCCUCGCGCACUUUGCAGAAUACUUUACACUCCAUCCUGUAGGACUGUCCUUCCUCAUCAACAUGUCGAAUCCAUUUGAAUAUCUUGUCGAACUUGUUGAUUACGGUGGCCAGAGAUUCCAUUCCAUUGACGAGUUCAUUUCAAAGUAUAAUUUAGGGGAGGUAACUAAACACAAAAAGCCUUUCCCGGACAUUACACGAGGCUCGUUUUCGACCCUCCAUAGACGAGGAGAACCGGUUCCUGAGUUGCCUAAGAGACCGCCAAAAUUCUACGAACCCGACGGCAAGAGGUACAGCAUCGCCCAUCGCCACGUGGAAUACAUGCAGUGGCAGUUUGAUUUCAGGAUGUCCCCUCAGUCGGGGUCUCAGUUGUACGACAUCCGGUUCCUUGACGAACGGAUUGCAUAUGAGAUAAGCCUGCAGGAGAUAGCCGUGUUUUAUUCCGGGAAUGCUGGUCACAGGUUUGCCGACUUCACGGACAGUGCGGAGGGAAUAGGUAGACACACUCACGCUCUGGUUCCUGGGGUCGACUGUCCGGAUACCAGUACCUUCGUGGAUGGAUACGUGUUGUCGGAGUCAACAAAGUCACCAAAAAGGCUUCCUCGGAUGUUUUGCAUCUUUGAAGAAAACACAGCUUUCCCUCUACAUCGUCAUCAGUCGUAUUACUCCUACGAUGGGCAGUUCUACCACGGGUUAGUGGACUCCGCUCUAGUCCUGCGAUCUGUGGCGGUUAUUGGUAACUAUGACUACAUAGUAGACUAUGUGUUUCAUCAAAAUGGCGCCCUGCACAUUAGAGCAGCAGCAACCGGUUAUAUUUUCACUUCAUUCUACACGCCUGCCGAGGAAGGUUACGGCUUUAGGCUUGAAGACUCUAUAUCUGGUAAUAUUCACCACCAUAUGAUUAACUUCAAGAUUGACCUUGACAUUCAUGGCACCAGUAACAGAUAUGAAACUCUGGACAUUCACGCGGUGGAGGUGUCCAAUGACGUCACAACCACAAACACCACCUACUGGCAGACCAAGUUUGAGAGGAAUUUGAAAGAAUCGGAGUUUGGAGCAGCUUUUCAAUAUGACUUCCAGGUACCGAAGUAUCACGUGAUUCACAGCGCUGGAGUGAAAACACGACAAGGAGAAAUAAGCGGAUACAGCCUUCACCUUCAGGGAAUGUCCUACCAACCUCUUCCAGAAAACAGUGGAAACGAGGCUACAGCCUCGUGGUCAAGGUAUCAACUUGCAGCAACCAAGUUCAAGGACUGGGAGAGAAUGAGCAGCUCCUGCUAUGGGAUGUUCGACUCGUUGGAUCCAGUUGUUAACUUUACCAAUUUCUUGGCCGACAACGAAAGCAUUGUGGAUGAGGAUCUGGUUUUAUGGGCAUCAGUUGGGAUCCACCACAUCCCCCACACAGAGGAUCUGCCGGUUACGCCCACAGUCGGCGGCCAUCUUGGAAUAUACUUGCUUCCUUUCAACUACUUUCAGGAGAGUCCAUCUAUGGCAUCACGUGACUCCGUCAGAUUAGAACUGAAGGAGAAAUUCAAUAUGGCGUCAGGUGUCAGCGUUGAAGGAUACAAGAGCGAGUCCACGUGCCUACCGAGAUUAACCGAUCUUGACGAAGAAUUUGGGGACAAUGCAGAGGAAGUGUUUGCUUGAUGGAAGUGCUGCGAAUAGUCAUGAUCACAACGUAGUUUUGAAGUGAACAUAAAGUUUGUUUGUGGAAGUAUACCUUUCUGUCUUAUACUUAUAUUACACGUGUGGUAGCUAAAUUGAUGAUAUAUUGCAGAAAUAAUCUUUAAUUCUUAACACACUCGGUCACUUAAACGUUUGUGACAAUCAAACUAUAUAUCCAGCUGAUAAUCAAGAAAACAGUUUAUAUCAGCAUACAGUAUGGGCUGUUUUUUCAAUCACGAGAGUCACGACCUUGGAUUUACACAUGAUGUGUGGCUUCAAGCAUGCUUAUGACGUGUUUGACGUUGAGGGGGAAUAAGUGCAUUCAGUUGUAAAGUAAAAUAGUACAUGUCGUUGUGCUCUCUGAUAAUGAUGUGCAACCAUUCUGCCACGGCACAUCCAAACAUGAUUUCAAACACCUCGUGCACAUCGUGCCCACGACUGCACGCCUCUGUCCGUUCAUCAUGAACAUGAGGUCCUAUAGGGGCCACCCAAUCAUUGUGUGCCAGGAUGUCAGUCUAUAUAUGUUGGAUAUGUUUUUGAUACCAUCAAAACGUGAUCCUCAGCAAACUGAGUAGUAUAGUCAUUGACAUUCUCAGCAGGAAACUGGAGUGGCUCACUUUUAUAAAAGGAUGUUUGUCUGUUGGACUGCGCAAUUCCUGACAAACAUAACAUAGCCGGAAAAUCAAAUGCAACUUAAAUUGCUCCAUAUGAAUUAAAACAUUUUACUGUAGAUGAUUAAUUAAUGAUCCCCAUAAUAAAUCAAUUUCUAUUCCCCCUGACAGUUAAUGCUAAAUAGUUUUUGCUUGAAUAACCACACUGUAACACAGUCUACCCCUCCUGUGCUAUUACGUAUUUGCUUCAUAGAUGGAGCCUGGAGCCUAGCUGGAGCCUCACACUUAGACAUGCAGGUUGCCGGAUAUAUCGUCGGACUAUAAGCUUUAUUAAAACAUAUAUUUAUCUGCACUUUAUUUGCAUGAAGUGAUUGGUAGAUUGUUGGGCGAAUAUAACUUAUAAAAAAAGACUAUUGUCCCUGUGAACAACGCAUAAAUAAGGAUAUUCAUUCUAGCAUUAUCAUCGUUCACCAAACCUUAUCCUGCCAUCUUCUAAUCUUGAUUAUUCAGAGUGUUUUACAAGUCUUUUAAUACUGAAAAUACGGCUUUCUAAUGUUAAAACAUGAGUUUUAACGUGGCCCAAACCCGCACUCUUAUGCCUCUGGCCGUCCACGUACAUAUAAUAAACAGAUAUGUUGACUUCCAUGUCAAGAAAUGUAUUGUUUCAUAGUGUAUACAUAUUGACUUCUGUUUGUUUGUCUGCCAAAAUUACAGUCCGUGAACAAAUCAGAUUGUAUAUAUAUAUAUAUAUUAGCUCAAUAUGGGUAAUCAAACGAAGGGACCCUGUAACGUCGAUACGAAGAAUAUGUGCUUGUUAUCGAUAAAAAGUGUCACGUAUUCA
Messenger RNA from Haliotis rufescens (red abalone), 4106 nucleotides. RefSeq names its product putative amine oxidase [copper-containing]. The transcript has 4 exons. Gene Ontology annotation, molecular function: quinone binding; copper ion binding; primary methylamine oxidase activity. Gene Ontology annotation, biological process: amine metabolic process. The record is from RefSeq and is a predicted model, not a curated record. Gene Ontology annotation, cellular component: plasma membrane. Bases 252 to 2636 code for a protein of 794 amino acids. Lineage: Eukaryota; Metazoa; Mollusca; Gastropoda; Lepetellida; Haliotidae.